Messenger RNA from Nasonia vitripennis (jewel wasp), 1296 nucleotides. RefSeq names its product histone H4. Gene Ontology annotation, biological process: nucleosome assembly. Gene Ontology annotation, molecular function: protein heterodimerization activity; DNA binding; structural constituent of chromatin. Bases 412 to 723 code for a protein of 103 amino acids. Gene Ontology annotation, cellular component: nucleosome. Lineage: Eukaryota; Metazoa; Arthropoda; Insecta; Hymenoptera; Pteromalidae. The transcript has a single exon. The record is from RefSeq and is a predicted model, not a curated record.
GAGAGCGACAGUUCCAGGCCUGUAACGAUGGGGCUUCUUAACUCCUCCGGUAGCCGGGGCACUUUUACGAGCGGCUUUGGUUGCCAGUUGUUUGCGAGGAGCCUUGCCUCCUGUAGACUUGCGAGCAGUCUGCUUAGUGCGAGCCAUUGCUAGAAGUUCGGUUGAUGCGUCUAGUGCGACUGCUCAGACAAGAAUAAUUUUUUCAGUGCCGGGGCCCUUGUAUUUAUACGCGACGGAGCAUCUGUUCCGAAACAAUCGAAACGCAGCGCAGUAGAGGGGGAAACUGUUGGGUGCCUGGAGAGAGAGGGAAAUCGUGCAGUCUAGCCCGCAUAAAUAGCGAUUUUUCUGUAACAGCACCAUCACUUAGACGUUGGCAGUCGUAUCCCUUGUACUACUCACUCACCGUUGAAGAUGACUGGACGUGGAAAGGGAGGAAAAGGUCUUGGCAAAGGAGGAGCUAAGCGGCAUCGUAAGGUGUUGCGAGACAACAUCCAGGGCAUUACCAAGCCCGCUAUUCGCCGUCUGGCCAGGCGUGGUGGCGUAAAGCGUAUCUCCGGCUUGAUUUACGAAGAGACCCGUGGUGUUCUCAAGGUCUUCCUUGAGAACGUUAUCCGCGACGCCGUGACCUACACCGAGCACGCCAAGAGGAAGACGGUUACCGCCAUGGACGUUGUCUAUGCUCUGAAGAGACAAGGCCGCACCCUUUACGGGUUCGGCGGUUAAAUUAUAAUUCGAUCCAUUUAUUGACUCUACUAAACAAUCGGCCCUUUUCAGGGCCACCAAAUGUUUUAACGUUGGAAUAUUUCUUUGUUUUAUCUUACAAGCUAUGCAAUGAAUGAUUUCGAAUGAAUUAUGUAACGAAUACUCAGCAAUGUACAUUUUUAAUAAUUAUAAAUGUUAAUGUCUACGUUUACGAAAACAAUUGAAUCCUUUUUUACUUUUUAAGGUUAUGAUUCUAUAAUUGUAAAAGAUGCAUUUUCCCUGCGCAAUGAUGUAUCAAUUAGAGACGUAAAGCAAAAAAUGUAUCAAUGAUGCUCAAUAUUAGCUUAAUUUUAAACUGCGCUAUCAGAAAUAAGUAUACAAAAAUAUAAAAGAUUGUCAUCAAUUUAAAAUAAAAAUGAUUAUCAAAUACAAAAUUAUAACUGUUCUUGAAAAAUAAUGUGAAACUAUAGUACUAAUACAAUUUUAAUUGCAAUAUGUUCAAAUAAUUAUGCAAUGGCCAUCAUCUUGGAUUAUUAUGACUGUUAUGAUUACGCAUGUAUUUGAAUAAUAAAAUUGAUCCCAAUGUAAACACGA